AUUAAAGCAGUCGAAAAUGGUGGAAAGUGAAGAGCUUGGUCCAUUUUGGAGGAUUUAGAGAUGUAAUAUAAAUAAAUAAAAAAAUAGAUGGCAGAUGAUCUACACAUUUUCCCUGCUUGAUUGGAUCCUUCUUCCCAACAUUAAUGGCGCCCGUUACUUACUAUUAUGCAGCAGGCUGUAAGCAAUAACUCUCUGCACAUGCGCCCUAUACUCAGAAGAGCCUCGCCUUCUUUAUUGUCUCUGCUCCGCAGAUCUUUGAUUCCAUCAUUGGCGCCUCCGAUUCCUACUUUACUUUCCGCGCUCGCGAUUAUGGAUUCUCGGGCGCAGAACGGUUUGGGGCCUUCUAGAAAACUCAUGGUUCUGGCGCAGCAAUUGCGCCUCUAUAAACCGCCUCCGCCGUCGGACGACGAGGAAGAGGAGGAGAAGAUUGAGGAGCGGGAAGGGAAAGUGGUUUCGCAAUUAGGGUUUGCGGAAUCGGCGACUCCGGUGGCCCAACAGCCUUCCGAGGGGUUCAGGCCCAAAAGAGCGGCGGUUUUAAUCUGCCUAUUUGAAGGGGAUGAUGGUGAAUUCAGAGUAAUUCUUACGAAGCGAUCAUCGAGGCUUUCUACUCAUUCUGGGGAAGUUUCGUUGCCUGGGGGAAAAGCAGAGGAGAUCGACGCCAGCGAUGCCGACACAGCAACAAGGGAAGCGAAGGAGGAGAUAGGAUUGGAUCCUUCCAUGGUGAACGUCGUGGCGUGCCUUGAGCCCUUCUUAUCCAAGCACCUCCUCAGAGUGAUUCCUGUCAUCGGCAUACUAUCCAAUAACAAAGAGUUCCAUCCAUCUCCUAAUGCUGCUGAAGUCGAAGCUGUAUUCGAUGCUCCAUUGGAAAUGUUUCUCAAGGACGAGAAUAGACGAUGUGAAGAAAGAGAAUGGAUGGGGGAAAAGUAUCUGAUCCAUCUCUUCGACUACGAAGUGAAUGGGAAUAAGUACCUCAUUUGGGGAUUAACCGCCGGAAUUCUGAUCCGAGCGGCGUCCAUCGUGUACCAGAAACCUCCUGCUUUUGUCGAGCAGAAUCCGAAGUUCAAAGUUCUUAGAAACGUGCACAAGGAUACGACCAUGCCUUGACCUAUCUGCCUCAAAUUCAAUAUAUGUAGAAUGCUAUCCGAUUGUGAUCGAGUUGUAAAUUGGAUGCAUUAACUGACCCGAUCCACAAUGUAUAAUUUGCAGAAGCUCAUCGUGAUUUGUGAUGUAAGUGCAGAGCAGUUGCUUUGUAUUGUCUGUGACUCAUCUUUUGACACAGAAUAAGUGGCGAUUAUUCUAUAA
Molecule: messenger RNA, 1302 nt
Organism: Andrographis paniculata
Lineage: Eukaryota; Viridiplantae; Streptophyta; Magnoliopsida; Lamiales; Acanthaceae
Product: nudix hydrolase 15, mitochondrial-like
Exons: 4
Coding region: 166-1104 (312 amino acids)
Biological process (GO): coenzyme A catabolic process
Molecular function (GO): coenzyme A diphosphatase activity; acetyl-CoA hydrolase activity
Source: RefSeq, a predicted model, not a curated record